CUCUUGUCACUUAUCAGCAUAUAUGAUUUUGUUCAGAGUUUUCUCGGGGUCAGAGGGGAAAAAGAUAUACACCUUUUCUUUGUUUUGCAGCUCAUCCUAAGCACUUUUUCUUUUUUAAUUUUUUUUUAAUUUUUUAUAAUAUACUGAGAGCCCUGCUACCUGUGGUUACAAAUCUUUCCUUCAUCAGCUGUUAAAGAUUUAGCAAAGUUGAAGGUGUAGCUGUUUUAGAAUGGAAAUCCUGGAUUUAGCAAAGCAUGAAGAAUCCAUUCCCACACUCCUCAAAUACAUAUCAACGAAAGAAGUGGUAGGCUUUGAUUGCAACAGUAGCUUGAAUUCUCAGAAACAACCAAGUGGUUCUCAUCCUUUCAGUUCAUCACCUAUUGGAACUGGCACGAUAACUUUGGAGAACAGCCCUGUCAAAUUUCAACCCAUCAACCAUCAAACCCAUCAUUCUAUUUCCAUUAGCAUGCCAACUUCUCCAAGGGAAAACAACCCAGAAAUCAAUGAAAUGGAUAAUGGCGCAACAAGUUUCAGCAACGGAAUUUCGGUUUCUUCUACUGAUUCUAAGGCUGCCAGCUUCCAGACAAAGCAAAUAAAAUUCCAUUCUCAGCCAAUGCCCAAGGGAAGUGCAGUUGAGCUGGGAGUCAAUAUCACAAACUCUCAUAACCAUCAAAAACUGAAGGAUAAAAGCUAUGAUUCUUUCAAAACAUGGUCUGGGAAACUUGAGAGGCAGAUAUCACAUUUACGUGGGAAGCCACGUGAACUUUUUCCAGAGAAUUCUGUGGAGCAUAGAGCAGAGAUGAAUGCUUUACCUGUGGAUCGAUACUACGAUGCAUUAGAAGGGCCGGAGUUGGAGAACCUUAGAGCCUCAGAGGAAAUAGUGCUACCAGAUGACAAGUUAUGGCCAUUUCUUCUCCGAUAUCCUAUCUCUUCAUUUGGUAUCUGUCUUGGCAUUAGCAGCCAGGCAAUCAUGUGGAAAACCCUGGCCACCUCUGCUUCCACAAAAUUUCUCCAUAUUAGCCCAAAUGUAAAUCUUGUCCUAUGGUGCAUCUCUCUUGCUCUUGUAGCCACUGUUGCUUCCAUCUAUCUUCUCAAAGUGAUUCUCUACUUUGAAGCAGUUCGACGAGAAUACUACCACCCAAUCCGUGUCAAUUUCUUCUUUGCUCCAUGGAUAGCCCUCCUGUUCUUAGCACAUGGAGUGCCUCUAUCAGUUUCUAGCAACCUGCAUAGUGUCCUUUGGUACAUUCUCAUGAGCCCAAUCCUCUGUCUUGAGCUUAAGAUCUAUGGACAGUGGAUGUCUGGAGGACAAAGGAGGCUUUCGAGAGUGGCGAAUCCUUUAAAUCAUCUCUCAAUUGUAGGGAACUUUGUUGGGGCAUUGUCGGGUGCAUCAAUGGGGCUAAAAGAAGGGCCUAUUUUCUUCUUUGCUGUUGGGUUGGCUCACUACACAGUCCUAUUUGUAACCCUCUACCAGAGACUUCCAACAAAUGAAACGCUGCCAAAGGAGCUCCAUCCAGUAUUCUUUCUGUUUGUUGCAGCACCAAGCGUUGCUUCCAUGGCAUGGGCAAAGAUUCAAGGCUCCUUUGAUUACGGCUCUAGGAUUGCUUACUUCAUUGCCCUGUUUCUUUAUUUCUCACUAGCAGUUCGUAUAAAUUUUUUCCGAGGAUUCAAGUUCUCAUUGGCUUGGUGGGCUUACACUUUCCCCAUGACUGGAGCUGCCAUUGCAACCAUUAGGUACUCAAAUGAAGUCACCAACAUAUUAACUCAAUCUCUAGCUGUCACACUCUCUAUCAUCUCCACUUUCUUUGUCACAGCUCUGCUUGUAACCACAAUAGUACACGCGUUUGUGCUCCGAGACCUCUUCCCUAAUGACAUUGCCAUUGCCAUUAGCGAGAGGAGACCAAAACAUCAUCACCACAAGAAGUGGUUCCAUCGAAGACUUGGAAGCUUAGAAAAUAAAGAGACUGAAAAUUACUUGAAGUAUGCAACUUCAGAUUGCAAAGACAUAGAAGCUUCUACAAACCUUCCUAGUAAUAUAGUAAAUAAGUAAUGAAUGCCUAUGAACAAGUCCUUGUCAUUUUCUGAAUCUACGACCUAUCGCCAUAGCCAUGCGAGGAACUCGAGAAAUUCACUAGGAAAGUUCCAGUGAGCAUGUGUUGACGAGGAAUUGAAGGUUUACGCGGUGAGUUUGUGUACUGUAUGUUCUCUGAGAUCUUUGAGCAAUAAAUAAGCAAUUUUAAGCCGAAA
Molecule: messenger RNA, 2244 nt
Organism: Hevea brasiliensis (rubber tree)
Lineage: Eukaryota; Viridiplantae; Streptophyta; Magnoliopsida; Malpighiales; Euphorbiaceae
Product: S-type anion channel SLAH3-like
Exons: 6
Coding region: 230-2047 (605 amino acids)
Biological process (GO): transmembrane transport; intracellular monoatomic ion homeostasis
Cellular component (GO): membrane
Molecular function (GO): voltage-gated monoatomic anion channel activity
Source: RefSeq, a predicted model, not a curated record